CAUCUCAUCUCGCUUCUCUCCCUCCCGCGACAUCAGCGGCGGCGCAGCGGUGGGGUUGGGGGGGUGGGGGGACGGCAUUGCGAGCUCACGCCACCUGCGGCGCGGCGAUCUCGGGAGGUUGCUGUGCCGCCCCGGCUAUGUAGUGAUCUGGGCCGUGAUCUCGACGGCUAUUCGCGGCUGAGCGGGCGGCGGCGAUGAACGGAGCGAGCGCCAGCGCUGGCGUCGGCACCGGCGCCGGCGCUGCUGGGGAGGCGCCGCUGGUGUACAAGGCCUGGAAGGGUAACAAUGUGUUUUUACUGAAGGGGAGGUUCAUAUUUGGUCCUGAUGCAAGAUCCUUGUUUGUCACCAUGUUCCUUAUUAUCGCGCCAGCAUCAAUCUUCUGUGCAUUCGUUGCGAAGGGAUUGAUGGAUAGGUUCUCUUAUGCCCUGGGAUUGCCGGUUAUGAUUGCAGCAGUUCUAUUCACAGCAUAUGAUCUGAGUCUUCUGCUUCUAACUUCUGGGAGAGAUCCGGGGAUCAUACCUCGCAAUGCACAUCCUCCAGAACCUGAAGGUUUUGAUGGCAAUGCAGAGGUUGGGGCUAACCAGACUCCACCUGUGCGUUUGCCCCGAGUGAAGGAUGUUGUUGUCAAUGGGAUCACUGUGAAGACAAAAUACUGUGACACUUGCAUGUUGUACAGGCCUCCUCGCUGCUCUCAUUGCUCUAUCUGCAACAACUGUGUGGAGCGUUUUGACCAUCACUGUCCAUGGGUUGGACAAUGCAUAGGACUUAGGAAUUACAGGUUCUUCUAUAUGUUUGUAUUCUCAACAACUCUGCUCUGCCUGUAUGUCUUUGGGUUCUGCUGGGUGCUCAUUGUUAAGAUCAGAAAUGCAGAGCAGAUUACAAUUUGGAAGGCAAUGGCAAAGACCCCUGCAUCUAUUGCUUUAGUCAUCUACACAUUCAUUGCGGUUUGGUUUGUUGGUGGCCUCUCUGUGUUCCAUUUGUAUCUCAUGAGCACAAAUCAGACAACAUAUGAGAACUUCAGGUAUCGCUAUGAUCAACGAGCCAACCCAUACAACAAGGGAAUCAUAGAAAACAUCAAAGAGAUCUUCUUUACAACAAUCCCUCCUUCCAAGAACAACUUCUGUGGUAGGGUCCAACAGGAGCAUGGUCUGAGGCCUCGUCCAACAAAUGGUUUCAUGAGUCCAAACAUGGGGAGAGCUGUUGGCGACAUUGAGAUGGGUAGAAAACCAGUGGCAUGGGAUGAGCCUAGGAUGGCAGCUGAGAUUGGUGAUUUAGGAGCAGGUCUGAGCAACUUGUUGGAGGACAAGGAUGGCAGGUUUCGUAGCGCAUCUCCAGAUCUCAGCCGUGACGCCCUUGCAGUUGGAGGAGGCUUAGAAGAGCAAGGCUCCUCGGCGAUGAACCCUGGGCGUUCAAGCUGGGGAGUUGAAGCAGGUCGAUGAUGGCAUUGACCAUGUAAGCGACUGUAGUGAGAUGCUCAGGGUGGUUAGUGCCAGUUCGUCGCUAAUUUGUUGUUUUGUUUGGGAUUUGUGGUCACUAAUGUUAUUAGACUCAUGACCUGUAUGGCGGUUGUUUCUGGACUUUCUUUUCUUCUUUCUCUUAAUUUGCGAUGUCUUUCAUGUCUAUUUUUUGAAGCAGUUGGUUUGUGAUGUCUCCAGUUUGGCACUGUCAGGUUUCGUCUGUAUAUAAUCGGAGCAGUAAGCCUAAAAUAGGUUUCAGUUGCUUGGAUUUGGAUGGUAUUCGUUGUGAACAAUGUUGAAUCUUUGCAUUGCAGUAAAUGAACAUCGCAUGA
Messenger RNA from Sorghum bicolor (sorghum), 1789 nucleotides. RefSeq names its product probable protein S-acyltransferase 7. The transcript is spliced from 5 exons. Gene Ontology annotation, molecular function: protein-cysteine S-palmitoyltransferase activity. Gene Ontology annotation, biological process: peptidyl-L-cysteine S-palmitoylation; protein targeting to membrane. The coding region runs from base 195 to 1439 and encodes 414 amino acids. NCBI's taxonomy places the organism in Eukaryota, Viridiplantae, Streptophyta, Magnoliopsida, Poales, Poaceae. Gene Ontology annotation, cellular component: Golgi apparatus; endoplasmic reticulum. The record is from RefSeq and is a predicted model, not a curated record.